AAAAAUUGAAAAAAUCCUAUGAAAUGUAUACAAGAUUAAUUUUAUUCAUAGAAGAUAUACAACCAUAUGUAUCGAAAUUAGUAUUAUGGUCAUUAGUGGUCAACAUGAUAAGUAGUCAAGUGUUUAUUGUAUGUAUUAAAAAAAUUGAUCAAAAUCAAUUCAUCUCAUUGAUUAUCUGUUAUUAUGCAUUAAUAUUGAAUCUAUUGAUGAUAAUCGUUUAUACAUUUACAAUAUCAACAUUAAAUUCACGAUUGAAUUCAAUACGUUUUCAGUUAUUAAGUAGGCCAUGUUUGGCCAGAACAACAUCUUUUUCAUUUAAAUACCAUAUGACAACAUAUUAUGAACGGCUAAUUACAACAAAACCAUGGGGUAUUGGUAUUGGUACAAUUGCUAUAUUGACAAAAACAGUAUUUAGUAAGCUAAUGAUAUUUUUCAUACGUUUCACAAUGUUAUGGAGUAAAUUGUUCACAUAAACACAACGAUUCAUCAUCAUCAUCAUCAUCAUCAUUAUCCAUCCAUCAAAUGAUGGUGGAUCGAUUUCGAUUUUUCAAAUUUUUCAUUUUUCUCAUUCAUUCAUUUUGAAAUUAGUUCAUCGUAGUCAUAGUCGUAAUUAAUGGCGUUUUUUUUUCAAGAAAAGAAAAAAUGAAAAAAUUUGCUCAUUGAAAUAUCGCUUGUUUUUUUUCUCUCAUGGU
Dermatophagoides farinae (American house dust mite) is the source of this 692-nucleotide messenger RNA. RefSeq lists its product as uncharacterized. The record is from RefSeq and is a predicted model, not a curated record. NCBI's taxonomy places the organism in Eukaryota, Metazoa, Arthropoda, Arachnida, Sarcoptiformes, Pyroglyphidae.